Messenger RNA from Kazachstania africana CBS 2517, 2184 nucleotides. RefSeq names its product translation initiation factor eIF2B catalytic subunit epsilon (gene GCD6). Gene Ontology annotation, biological process: biosynthetic process. The record is from RefSeq and is a predicted model, not a curated record. Gene Ontology annotation, cellular component: eukaryotic translation initiation factor 2B complex. Bases 1 to 2184 code for a protein of 727 amino acids. Gene Ontology annotation, molecular function: guanyl-nucleotide exchange factor activity; translation initiation factor binding; translation initiation factor activity. Lineage: Eukaryota; Fungi; Ascomycota; Saccharomycetes; Saccharomycetales; Saccharomycetaceae. The transcript has a single exon.
AUGACCGGGAGAAAAGGUAAAACAAGUUCCAAAAAGAAAAAUGCUGGUUCAAAUUCCAAAAAAAAUGAAGUUGAUGUCGAUGAUCGUUUACAGGCAGUGGUAUUGACCGAUUCUUUCGAAUCAAGAUUCAUGCCUUUGACUGCCAAAAAACCUAGAUGUUUAUUACCCCUGGCCAACGUUCCUUUAAUUGAGUAUACUCUUGAAUUUUUAGCUACCGCUGGAGUCGAUGAAGUGUAUUUAAGUUGUUCAUCGCAUGCAAAUCAAAUCAAUAAUUACAUUGAAAAUUCAAAAUGGAAUUCACCUUGGUCUCCUUUUAGAAUCACAACAAUUAUGUCACCUGAGGCAAGGUCGGUAGGUGAUGUCAUGAGAGAUUUAGAUAAUAGAGGUAUUAUAACGGGCGAUUUUUUACUAGUAAGUGGUGAUAUCGUGACAAAUAUGGAUUUCAACAAAAUGUUAGCCGUCCACAAGAAGGUGCAUUCGUUAGACAAAGAUCACAUUGCCACAAUGUGUUUGAGUGAAGCCACUCAAUAUUGUACAACUAGAACUUUUGAUCCAGCAGCUUUUGUUCUCGAGAAGAACAAUAAUAGAUGCAUCUAUUAUCAAGAUUUACCCUCAAUUAACUCGAAAGAGAAAACGGCUGUUCAGAUAGAUCCCGAAUUAUUAGAAAACGUGGAUGAAUUUGUAUUAAGAAACGAUUUAAUUGAUUGUAGAAUUGAUAUCUGCACUCCACAUGUUCCACCAAUUUUUCAAGAAAAUUUUGAUUACCAAACUCUUAGAACAGAUUUCGUGAAAGGUGUCAUCUCAAGUGAUAUUUUGGGAAAGCAUAUUUAUGCGUAUAUUACGGAUGAAUAUGUCUCCAGAGUCGAAAGCUGGCAAUCUUACAAUACGAUUUCACAGGACUAUGUAGGAAGAUGGUGUUAUCCUCUAGUUCUAGACUCAAAUAUGCAAAGCGAUCAAACGUACUCUUAUGAGUCAAGACAUAUUUAUAAAGAAGAACAUGUUGUUUUGGCACAAUCUUGUAAAAUUGGAAGAAAUACAGUUAUUGGUUCUGGAUCUAAAAUAGGCGAAGGAACUACAAUAGAAAAUUCUAUUAUUGGAAGAAACUGUCAAAUUGGCGAGGGUAUCAAAAUCAAAGAUUGUUAUAUUUGGGAAAAUACCAUUAUUGGUGAUAAUAGUACCCUGGAACAUUCAAUCAUUGCUUCGGGUGCCAAGUUGGGAGAAAAAGUCAUUUUGAAUGAUGGUUGUAUUAUUGGAUUCAACGUUAUAAUCGAUGAUGAUAUGAUCAUUCCAAAAGGCACAAAGAUCUCUGAUACUCCCGUUAAAAAUCUACAAGCCUCGAUUUUUGAAAUAGAAAGUGACGAGGAACAAGAAGAUGCUGUGAAUGAGGUAAAUAAUGACAGUGAACUAGCUUUGUCAUUGGUAGGUUCCAAUGGUCAUGGCUACAUCUAUGACAGUGACAUUACUGAAGAUGAAGACGAUUCGUCCAAUGCUUACAAAAUUUCCAAUACUUUGACUCAUCAACUGGAAGAAUUUUAUCUGAGUGAUGCGUCGAUAUCUUCCACUAGAAAGAGAUCUAAGAAGAAAAGGAGUAUGUCCUCGAAUAGUGUGUAUACUGACAGAGAGGACGUUGGAUCCGACUUCGACGACGAAGAUGAGAAUGAAGAUUUUGAAGAAGAAGGUGUUGCAACUGUUGAAAGAGCAUUAGAAAACAAUCACGAUUUGGAUACAGCAUUAUUGGAACUAAACACUCUAAGAAUGAGUAUGAAUGUUACCUAUCAUGAGGUCAGAAUGGUUACAGUGAAGGCGUUAUUGAAAAGGGUUUACCAUUUCAUUGCUACACAAACAUUAGGUCCUAAAGAUGCUACAGUCAAAGUUUUUAGCCAAUGGGGGUUAUUUUUCAAAAGACAGGCAUUUGAUGAAGAUGAGUUUAUUGAUUUAAUGGAUAUCGUAAUGGACGAGAUCAUAGAACAAGGUAUUGCAAAACCAGACGUGGUCCUCUUCAGUGUGCUAAACACAUUAUAUGACCUGGAUGUCCUAGAAGAAGAUAUAAUCUACAAAUGGUGGGAUAACGGGUCCGAAAGUUCCAAAUACGAUGAAAUAAAGACCUUAACCGCCAAGUGGGUCGACUGGCUGAGAACUGCAGAUGAGGAAUCAUCCAGUGACGAAAAUGCAGAUGAAGAAUAA